Messenger RNA from Suricata suricatta (meerkat), 2122 nucleotides. It is a transcript of the gene FAM110B, whose product is annotated as family with sequence similarity 110 member B. The record is from RefSeq and is a predicted model, not a curated record. The annotation marks the transcript as partial. Lineage: Eukaryota; Metazoa; Chordata; Mammalia; Carnivora; Herpestidae. The transcript has a single exon.
CCCGACUCCGCCGACCCGCACCGGCACUCGUUCGCCGAGUCCCUGAAGGUGUACCCGACGCAGGGGCGCGGCAGCCCGCAGGAGGGCGGCUCGCACGCCGGCCGGCGGCUGCUGGAGCCGUCGGCCGAGUCCUUCCUCCACGUGUCCCACAGCUCCUCGGACAUCCGCCGAGUGAGCAGCGCCAAGCCCCUGAAGGCGAUCGCCUGCAGCAGCUCCGCUCCUCCCCUGCCGCCCAAACCCAAGGUCGCGGCCGUGGCCGCCACCGUCAAGUCCCCGGAGGCCGACGCGGUGGAACCGGCCUGCGGCGUCAGCCGGAGACCCUCGCUCCAGCGGUCCAAGUCGGACUUGAGUGACCGGUAUUUCCGGGUGGACGCCGACGUGGAGCGGUUCUUCAACUACUGCGGACUGGACCCCGAAGAGCUGGAAAACCUGGGAAUGGAAAACUUUGCAAGGGCUAAUUCCGACAUCAUCUCCCUCAACUUCCGGAGCGCAAGCAUGAUCAGCUCAGACUGCGAACAGUCUCAGGACAGUAACAGUGACCUUAGGAAUGAUGACAGUGCCAAUGACCGGGUGCCGUAUGGCAUCUCAGCCAUCGAAAGAAACGCUAGGAUCAUCAAGUGGUUAUAUAGCAUCAAACAAGCUAGAGAGUCACAGAAGGUCUCCCACGUGUAAGGCCCAGGGUGUGCGCAGGAGGGGGAGGGGUGGGUCUCUGUCUGUGCAUCCGCAGUCGUGAAGGUUGUGAGGUCUCCUUGAAGUGUUGUGAGCUUCUCCACUCUCUUUGUGUUGCCUGUUGUGCAAUGUUUCCAAGUUGCAUGCCUGUCAACAUGGGGACUGACCUGGCUUCCUCGUCCCACCAUCGCUGCCAGAGCCUGGCCCAACGCACGUCCCCCGCCAAGAGUUUCAGGCCAGAAUCCAGCUAGGGCUCCGAUCUUCAGCAAAACUGUUUACACGAAAAACGGUAUACAACUUCUUCGAUAUUUAUGUGGUUCUUGUGUUUUUAUAUCCCGCGCUAUUGUGUCUUAAUUAAAAAUUUUAUCAACCGGCUUUUACGUUGAGAGUAGAAUCUUUUUAAAAUAAAGAGCCAAUUUGCCUACAUGCGAGGCCCAAACAGUGGGGAAGGAAAUGGGAUCUGCUACCAAACAGAUACAGCGACUGAGGAGAACAAGGCGCGGUUUUCUGAGGAAGAGAAGCUGUGAGCCUGGUGUUCAUCAUUUGCGAAUGGGAAUCUCCUGUCGCUUGUUAAAGUCAUGGGGCAAAGUGCUACGUUUUGUGUCCGACUCGGUGUGUAAAUGUUGGUGCUUCUGUGUCAUACUGACCCCAAGGAAAGACAAUCAGAUACGAUGAAGGUGAUUAAAUCUAGGAGUUUGGGGGUUGGGGGUUUGGGUUGAUGUUCUGAUUUGGGUUGAUUCCAGAAAUUUCGACCAUUAAUCUCUUGACGGUUAUGGCCAUCCUAAAGCUGAUACUAAAUGUCUUUAAAAAAAAAAAAACAAAGAAGUUGUUUGUUUUUGAUCCAGAACUAAUUCUAUGCUGAUUCUCUUCCCUCUCUCCUCCCCCUUCCUGUGUUGUUGAUUUAUUUGGGAGAGGGGGGUGGGGCUUGUGCAGGUUCCAGCUAUCCGAAGACAUGAACACAAAUGGAAAUACCAGCCAUAUCAGUAUAGAGCCUCCCAUGCAAAAGUGAAUACCUUUCGUAACUGAACCAUAUCUGAGCAGUGCGAUUGUGUUGUCUUGCAUAUGUUAUUCUCUCAGGCUGUGGACCUUUGUUACAGCUCUAGGAAACUGUAGAGACAUGAUGCCGUGUAGCUUUCCCGCCCUUUGGUCCCUAGUGCUGCCUCUCACCUUGUUCCCCAUUUUCCCCCAGUCGCCUGUCCCGCGGGGUGGUUAGUUAGCUGUGGACCAGCUGACGGUCGUGGUGUGGUAGCAGAGAGGCAAAUGUGCCGUGGUCUGCUUCAUUGCUCUGUACUCAUGCUCCGAAGUUCUCAGCAGCACUACCUUCGAUUUCAUCGGCUAAAUGGGAAACUUUUUAUGGUGUAAAUGCUGUAAGACUUUGUACAUACUUCAGUUGUUCUGAAAUCUUUAAGAAAAAAAAAGUUAUGCUAAUAAAUAGCUCUGGUGCAGGCACUAA